Molecule: messenger RNA, 2075 nt
Organism: Vespa velutina
Lineage: Eukaryota; Metazoa; Arthropoda; Insecta; Hymenoptera; Vespidae
Gene: 128up
Product: GTP-binding protein 128up
Exons: 8
Coding region: 620-1723 (367 amino acids)
Biological process (GO): cytoplasmic translation
Cellular component (GO): cytoplasm
Molecular function (GO): GTPase activity; GTP binding
Source: RefSeq, a predicted model, not a curated record
AUUUUUUAUUUCUAUUUAAGCUUAUACAAAUUGUUUAAUCUUAGACGUUUGGAAAAAAUGAUCUACGAUAUUUACUCGUUGGAAUGUCUAAGUUAACAAAAUGAUCGUUUUUGUUGAUAUUAAACAUAGUCAAAAUUUUUGAGAAAGGUUUAUUUUUAUGGAUAAGUUAUUCUCAAAAUAAUAUUAUUUUUGGACACGAUCUUCUUCAUAGAAGCUUUCUUCAAAAAUGAAGUUUUUUUCAAAAGUUCGAAAAAGCCAUGUUCUCGCUUAAACUUUCAUCUUUAAAAUAAGAUCUUGUUUAUCAAAAUAGUUCAAGAAUUUUGCUUGUAUUCAUUGUUGGCGUAAACCAUUAAAGUAGGGAUGAUGAACAGCCUUAAGAUUAUUCCAAAUUAAUCGUUCGAAACGCCAUCUGAAGAUAGAAAUAAUUGCGUCGAAGUUAGUUGUCUAUUUUCACAUUUUUCAUGAUCUAAUUUUGUAAAGCGCGGUAGUAGCAUAUGCAUAUGCACGUGUCGUUAUCUCUGGUUAUUUAUAAUACUUUUUAUAUAAAAUUCUCCACGAAGUACAAUUUUAUAAUAUUUUUUGUGAAGUUACAAAUUUAGUGAUAUUAUUAUAAAUCAAAAUGAGUACAAUCUUGGAGAAAAUUGCUUCGAUCGAAGCAGAGAUGGCACGUACACAAAAGAACAAAGCAACGUCUGGUCAUUUAGGCUUAUUGAAAGCAAAAUUAGCAAAAUUGAGACGUGAACUUAUAACACCAAAAGGAGGUGGUGGUGGUGGAGAACAAGGAUUUGAAGUUGCUAAAACUGGAGAUGCUCGGAUAGGUUUUGUCGGUUUUCCUUCUGUUGGUAAAUCUACAUUAUUAAGUACACUUGCGGGUGUAUACUCUGAAGUUGCAGCAUAUGAGUUUACAACUUUAACUACUGUUCCUGGUUGUAUAAAAUAUAAGGGAGCAAAAAUACAGUUAUUGGAUUUACCAGGUAUUAUUGAAGGUGCUAAAGAUGGAAAAGGUCGUGGAAGACAAGUAAUAGCUGUAGCUAGAACUUGUAGUUUGAUUUUUAUUGUUUUGGAUGUGCUUAAACCGUUGGGACAUAAGCGCUUGAUAGAACAUGAAUUGGAAGGUUUUGGAUUACGACUUAACAAGCAACCACCUAAUAUUACUUUUAGGAAAAAAGAAAAAGGUGGUGUCAACUUGCAAACCACGUGUGCACAAUCAGAACUUGAUUUAGAGUCAGUCAAGGCUAUACUGGCAGAGUACAGAAUUUACAAUGGAGAUGUAAAUCUACGAUAUAAUGCUACAUCGGACGAUUUGAUUGAUGUCAUUGAAGGGAACCGAGUUUACAUACCAUGUAUUUAUUUGUUGAAUAAAAUCGAUCAAAUAAGUAUAGAAGAAUUGGAUGUUAUAUAUAAAAUACCACAUUGUGUACCUAUUUCUGCUCAUCACAAAUGGAAUUUUGAUGAUUUGUUGGAGAAGAUGUGGGAUUAUUUACAACUCGUUAGAAUUUAUACCAAACCUAAAGGUCAACUACCAGAUUACAAUUCUCCUGUAGUAUUAAAUACAGAAAGAAGAACGGUAGAAGAUUUUUGCAAUAAACUUCAUAGAUCAAUAGCAAAGGAAUUCAAAUAUGCGUUAGUAUGGGGGUCAUCGGUAAAACAUCAGCCACAGAAAGUGGGAAAGGAUCAUGUCUUGUGCGACGAGGAUGUUGUACAAAUAGUAAAAAAAGUGUGAUUUUAUUUUGUGGUAUAUAUAUAUGUGAGUAAAUAUUGAAAAAUAAUAUUGAUUGAAAACAAAAAGAGGACAAGCGAUUUGCGUAUUAUACUUAACAGCUUAAUAGUAUAAUACUCUUUUUAAAUUUAAUUUCACUUUACAAAUAAAGUUGUAAAAUUAGGAUGUGGUAUUAGAUUAUAUCUUUCAAACUAAAAGGAUAAACAGAAAUAUGUACAUAUAGAUACAUAUAUCUUUCAUAAUGACAGAUGUAUAAGUUGAUGUAGUAAUAUCAAACAGGAUUAAAAAAAAAGAAAAAGAAAAAAAAAAAAAAGAAAAAAAAGAAAAAGAAAAAAAAAGGAAGAAAGAAAAAGAA